AUGUACAAAGUAUAUCAAAUGUGUCCAAAUUGGGGUCACAAGAACCAGUUCACGAUACACAACAUAACUUCAUCCGGUUCCGGAAAAGCUAUCGCCAGAGCAGGUCCACUAGGAGCAUUUGCUCUCGUUCCUUUGAGUGGAGGUAUCAUACGCCAUGCCGAAUAUUUUGUCGAUCCCGCUCUCUCAUUUGCGAACGGUUGGAACCAAGUCUACAGCAAUAUCAUCACGAUACCUGCCGAACUCGUUGCUGCUGCCAUUAUAAUCCAGUUCUGGGUUCAAAUCAACAAUGCCGUGUGGAUUGCACUGAUCAUCACUUGCGGUGCAGGACCAAAUGGUGAAACUUAUGGUUUUCGAUAUUGGCACGACCCAGGACCAUUUGUUGAUUACCUUGGAUUUACUGGGGCCUUGGGACAUUUCAUGGGAUUCUGGACCACAUUUUACAAUGCAGUAUAUGCUUAUUCUGGGGUGGAGAAUUUUUCUCUCGCAGCUGCCGAAACACAAUCACCCCGUCGAAAUAUUCCCAUCGCCGCGAAAAGAAUUUUCUUUCGAGUAAUGCUGUUCUAUGGCCAAAGUAUUGAGUUUUCCAUAGUCCUCUCAAUUUUCAUGGUCGGCAUGAUUGUACCAUCAAAUGACAAAGAACUCUUGAGGUCUACCGGAACAGCUGCACAGUCACCGUUCGUUAUUGCUGCAAACAAUGCAGGAAUUAAAGUCGUCCCUUCAAUUAUCAAUGCCGUGGUUUUGACAAGUGCAUGGAGUGCUGGAAAUGCAGCUAUGCUUGGUGGAUCCCGAAUGUUAUAUGGACUCGGUCAACAUGGACACUCACCAAAGGCUUUUCUUCAAACUAACCGCUUUGAUGUACCAUACAUUGCGAUUGGAUUUCUCAGUCUGUUCAUAUGUCUCGGGUUCCUGACACUUUCGGAUUCUGCGAGUAUUGUGUUCAGCUGGCUCCAGGACUUUGUUGCUGUAUCUGCUCUUAUUAAUUGGAUGAUUAUUUGCGGUGUAUAUCUAAGAUUCUAUUAUGGAUGUAAAAAGCAAGGAAUUCCUCGAUCAAAUUUACCAUGGAAAGGGCCAUUUCAACCAUAUGCUGCAUGGAUAGCAUUUAUCUCGUUCAGUGUUCUUCUCUUAACUGGUGGUUACUCCGUUUUCAUCAAAGACCAUUGGGCCACGGAAACUUUUGUCUCGUCUUACAUUAAUAUUCCCCUUGUUCUUAGCUUAUACUUCGGUUACAAAUACAAGAAAGGUACUAAGUUAAUCCCAUUAUCUGAAAUUCCAAUUCAAAAGUUUAUCAAUAUCGCAAACGAUAAUCCGGAGCCUGAGCAGGAGGAGGUUGUUGGGUGGAAGCGGCUUAACAUUUUGUGGAGUUAG
This is a messenger RNA of Sclerotinia sclerotiorum 1980 UF-70, 1365 nucleotides long. RefSeq lists its product as hypothetical. Gene Ontology annotation, molecular function: amino acid transmembrane transporter activity. The transcript has 7 exons. Lineage: Eukaryota; Fungi; Ascomycota; Leotiomycetes; Helotiales; Sclerotiniaceae. Gene Ontology annotation, biological process: amino acid transmembrane transport. The coding region runs from base 1 to 1365 and encodes 454 amino acids. Gene Ontology annotation, cellular component: membrane. The record is from RefSeq and is a predicted model, not a curated record.